Molecule: messenger RNA, 2550 nt
Organism: Sodiomyces alkalinus F11
Lineage: Eukaryota; Fungi; Ascomycota; Sordariomycetes; Glomerellales; Plectosphaerellaceae
Exons: 1
Coding region: 1-2550 (849 amino acids)
Cellular component (GO): nucleus
Molecular function (GO): DNA binding
Source: RefSeq, a predicted model, not a curated record
AUGCCUUCCCAGGAUGAGCGUGACGUCGGCAUCGACGACCGCCCCAUCGAGAAAAGGAAAUCCAAGAGCAGAAGCAAGAGAACCGACGAGGAAAGGGAGCAUCGCAGAUCCUCCAAGUCGAAAAGGGAGGGCGACAGCGACGUUUCUCAUUCUAGGCGCCACCACCGUACCCGUGACGAAAAAGAACGCCACGCGGCCACCUCCGAACUUGUGUACGAAUUCGGCCGCUCCAAGACCUCUCUGCUUUCCACCGACCGCAUCUCCCUGCCCUACCCGACUUUUAGCAAAGCCCACAGCAAGGAAGCCGUUCACAGCAGAGAGGACCUGUCCACUUCAAGCCCUCGCAAGGCGGAUCCGUUGACUCCCGAGCCCACCGACCUGUCCGAAGGACGGAAGGAGCGGUCAAGGUCUCCGGACUAUGACGAUGCCCCCAGAUCGAAGAAAGAGAACAGGCCCCCGAGCCCACCUGACACGGAAGUGUCCGGCAAGAAGCACCACUCACACACACCCGAUGCCAUCAGAGAGGAGAAGAGAGAACGGCCGAGUUCGAGAUUGAGCGCCCUGUCACGGUCGGGAUCUAGACAUGAUGAUAAGUCGAGGGUGAGCUCCAAGUCCAAGGCGUCUAGCCAAGCGACUUUCUUCAAGACGCCCGCCUAUAUUCAUGCCGGACUCCAUGAGAGUCUGAGCACCGAGCGCGGUCCAUCUCGUUCCUCUUCCAAGAGGAGUCUCUCGAGCAAGACAGGGAAGAGGCCCGAUCUUGUCGAUGCCGAAUCGUCACCCGAGAGUGCCCAGGACUCGUCCCCCAAGACCCCGACGCAAACUCCUUCAUUUCCGCCUUCCAUGUUCCCUACCGACGACGAGAAGAGGCAGCAGUCAUACACCCCCUUUCACGGACUCGAACCCGAGAUCACACCCUCGGCCACACCCGCUGCAGACUUUGACGGCCCCCCUCCCCCCCCUCCUCCGCCUCCGGCUCUCGAUGUGCAAGAGGCGCCUCGGAUUGACUACCUGCUGCAAUUCGGUGGCUUGCCCCACCCCGUCCCUAAGCACUUCCUCUCCGUCCUUCCCCGUCCUAACGGCACACGCCCGUCCCACCCUCCCCUUGCUGGCGCUCAAACUUUAUUUGCGCCUUUCUUCAACCUUCUCGACCAGUACAAUUCCGUCUUGGAAAAGAGUGGAUCCGUUGCCGUUGCGACGGGUCAUCGGUCCGUGGCGCGUCGUCUGCUCGACCGUCUCGAGAACGUCUUCUCCCGAGAGCUACCUCUGGAUGGGUGCAGCUGCGUCGUGUGCGCGAAUGGACCGGGAACGCACCGAGGCCUCGGCUGGGGCGAGGUACUAGAAUGGGUCAGCGGUCGCAUCGAGCUGCCACAGUGGCCCCCCUUCGACCUGGCUGAGCUCGGCCUCAAAGCAGCGGAGUUGUCUGCGGAUUUGCCCCCACGUCCUGACUCUCCUAUUAAGAUCGAUCCCGAUAUCGCCGAGGAGUUCCGGGAGCACUACCUGCGGCAGUCAAAGAAGGUCAGGGGAGCCGUCGACAAAUGGCUCAAUAGCUGUGGCGAGACGCCGGCCCCGCCUCCCCAGGAAGUCGAUGACGAGACGCUCAGCUUCGCUAUCCUGACCAACCUAGACGCCGAGGAUAGACCAUACUUCAACGCCAUCAUCAGCGGCUCGCGAGAACUCCAGCCAUAUAACCGAGCACCGACUCCCGCCCGGAAAUACCACUCCGAAUUCAUCACCCAGUGCGGCCUAGCUCUGCAGCGGCUCUACCGGCUGGGCCAGGUCCCUCGCGAUGCGGAAACCGCCCUGUACCUCAUCAAGAAUCCAUAUACGCACGACCUCCUGGUCACGCUGUCGGAUAUCAAUGCCUCGGAAUGGGAGAUCCUGAUAUCCGGGCGGUUUGACGGAUUUUUGUGGUCUGGGGCCGAUGCCGAUGAUCUCCCUACGCCGACAGCGGAAUCCCGUGGCGCCACACCAGCCAGCGGGUUCUUCGGCUCACGAACACCGAGUAUCCGAGGCACGCCCGGUAUACCCGGUUCUCGCAAUACAACCCCAUUCUCCGUAUACUCCCGCGGUGCGACACCGGCGUCGUUUAUUAGCAUCUCGUCAUCGGCGCAUCCGAACCGCCAGGCCGUAUCCCGGGACGAGGAGAUGGAGAUAGCGGCGUUGGCCGAGGUGGAGAGGGAAAUCUAUCAGGGGAUGGAAGUGCUCGAAGACGCAUUCGAGGCGCUGCACACGAGGGCGGAAGCGGUUCGCACGGCGCUGCGGAACCGAGGUGCGGGGUUGAUGGUCAACCUACAGAACCGCCGGCGGAUCGACGUGCUUCCCAACCAGCCCACCUCGGGCAACUCGCAGCACUCGGGGUACGAACGGCCGGCGUGGGCGGUGGGCAGCGAGCUCGACGGCGCCAGCGACAGCGAGUGGGGCGGCGACGACAUUGAGUUGAUGCCGGACGAUUCGGCAAGCAACAUCAGCAGCUCGAGGCACCGCCGACCUAAGAGGCGGACUGAACGACGGACACCCGCGCCCAUUGAGGAAGAUGAACGAGAAGACUAA